Penicillium paradoxum is the source of this 1683-nucleotide messenger RNA. RefSeq lists its product as uncharacterized. The transcript has a single exon. Lineage: Eukaryota; Fungi; Ascomycota; Eurotiomycetes; Eurotiales; Aspergillaceae. Bases 1 to 1683 code for a protein of 560 amino acids. The record is from RefSeq and is a predicted model, not a curated record.
AUGAGAUGGUCUAACCAGAGCUACGGGCCCGAUGGCCCUUGGAACGCAGUAUCGGUAAAGUUGGGUGCUAGUCAACAGGAGAUUGCACUGUACGCUGGAGGCUGGUGGGAGUCCUGGAUCCUCCUUGAAAACUACUGCUCAAACACCACGACUUCACUCAACUGCUACGCCGAGAAAGCCGGUCUCUUCGAUCCUGAAACCUCCCACACCUGGGACAACACCAGCAUCCAAUAUGCGCCAAAUGGGGUUCGUUGGGAGGAUCUGGGCUUUUCGCCAACCAAGGCAGUCCCCGUCUAUGGCAAAGCCAGACGUGCCCGAGAGACGAUUGAGAUGUUUGGUGCAACUGCACCAAGCGUCGACAUAGUUAGUGUCAGCCAAGCAUAUCAGACCUAUCCCGGUGGUCAAACCUAUCCCCUAUCGGUUGGGACUCUGUCGUUGGGUGCCCAGGAUAUAAAUCAGACAUUCGAUACCAUCGGAGCCACCAUGGUCACCAGCUGGCUGUGGAACACGUCCGCAAUAACAUCUUACUCAUACGGGAUGCAUAUCGGGUCUGCUCCGCUAGGGAUCCAAGGAAGUCUGUAUCUGGGUGGAUAUGAUAAAAGUCGGGCUUUGGGGGAAGUUUCCGCCCAACCCCAUACAGGAAACUCGGCCAAUAUUCAUCUACUCGAUGUCAGCUUGGGAGUAGCAGAUGGAGGCUCGCCAUGGAAGUACCCUAGCAAAGAAGGCUUGCUGGCAAAAGCAAACUCCUCUCUUGAGUCUGGCAUCGGCGUCGCUGCAAACCUUGUGGACCCCUACAUCUACCUACCCCAAAGCUCCUGCGAUGCUAUUGCUGCCGAACUACCAGUCACUCACAACCCGGAUCUCGGCCUUUACUUCUGGAAUACCGAUGACCCGCAGUACAAGAAGAUCGUCACUUCUCCUAGCUAUCUGGCUUUCACUUUCGUCAAGGAUAAUACAAAUACCUACAACAUCACCAUCAAGGUGCCAUUCGCACUCCUUAAUCUUACCUUGGAGGCACCUCUCGUCAAAGAACCCACUCCUUACUUCCCUUGUUUCGGAACGGAAGGAAAUUAUGCCCUCGGACGAGCGUUCUUCCAAGCAGCCUUCAUCGGCAUCAACUACGGGGCUGGAAUCGUCGGGAUAGGAAACUGGUUCUUGGCUCAAGCGCCAGGUCCCGGGUUUUCUCAAACGAGCGUUGUUGCCAUUGAAGAGAGCGCCUCUGAGUUGACAGGAUCGGGCGAUAGCUGGGAAGCAACCUGGGCCUCCCAUUGGUCUCCCCUGACGGAGUCGAAUAGAACGUCUAGUAGAAACUCCAGUAGCCACUCGACUGAAGCCGCUGUCGACAACUCGUCUGACAAUGCGUCUAACAAUUCGUCAGACAAUUUGUCCGACAGUGAAGGUCUGUCCACGGGUGCUAAGGCGGGCAUCGGAGCUGGAAUCGGCGUUGCUGCUCUCGUGGUUAUUGGCCUGCUCGCAUGGUGGUUUAUGCGUCGCAGUCGGAAACAGAACAAAGCGUCUGAUCUAGACAGCAAUGCGUACCAAAGCCCCAUGGCUUCCACAACCUAUUCUCAGUACUCGGGUCAGUCUGAACGUAAUGACUGGGGGAAACCAGUUUUCAUGUCGGAGCUGGACAAUAACCGACCAUAUUCAGGACCACAUGAGCUGGGAUCUGGGCGAUAUUGA